This is a messenger RNA of Hippocampus comes (tiger tail seahorse), 1074 nucleotides long. RefSeq names its product leucine-rich repeat, immunoglobulin-like domain and transmembrane domain-containing protein 2. Lineage: Eukaryota; Metazoa; Chordata; Actinopteri; Syngnathiformes; Syngnathidae. The record is from RefSeq and is a predicted model, not a curated record. The transcript has a single exon. Bases 5 to 943 code for a protein of 312 amino acids. Gene Ontology annotation, molecular function: protein binding.
AUUAAUGCUUGAAUUAACUCGUAGGUCUCUCAUAUGUAUGGAGGAGAAUGAGUUUGGGGCCAUACCAGAGAAUAUUCCCCACGAUGUGACCAAAAUCCGAAUCGAAAAAUCCCGCUUCACUGAAAUCAAGCGCGGGGCUUUCUCCAGAACACCCGGCUUGGAGAACCUGUGGUUAAACUUCAACGAUAUUACCCUGAUCAACUCCAAGGCUCUCGAAGGUUUGAGCAACCUGACCGAGCUCCGCCUGCAAGGAAACAAGCUGCGUUCCGUGCCAUGGACGGCGUUCGAGGACACCCCGGGCCUAACGAUCCUGGACCUGAAGCACAACCAGCUGGAUGUGUUGCCGGAGCAUGCGUUAAAAAAUUUGCCCGAUCUGACUUACUUAGACCUAUCCUUCAAUCGUCUUACAGUCAUAUCCAAGGAAGUCUUCCAAAACUGGCCUCUGUACCAAAAACUGCAGAGCGCGGAGGAGCAGGAGGCGAGCUCUUCGGGGCCGAACAUCAUCCUGGCGCUCCACGACAACGCCUGGCUCUGCGACUGCCGCCUCAAGGGCUUCGUGGAGUUCAUCCGCUCCCUCAGCCCCCCAAUUAUUCUGAUGAACUCCUACUUGACCUGCUCCGGGCCGGACUUUAGGGUGGGCAAGUUCUUCCACGAGGUCGAGCUGCAGGCCUGCGUAAAGCCCGUGGUUACCACCCCGUCGGCCACCCUGAGCCUACCGCUGGCCGCCAACGUCACGCUGCGCUGCCUCGCCAAGGCCCGACCGGACCCCGCGGUGUGGUGGACAUAUGGUCUGAAGAUAAUCAGAGGAUUUCAUGGUAAGAUCCACAGUGUGACGUUCAGGGAGGGGGAUCGCCUGAUAUCUUGUGUUAAAUUAGAUACUUAUGCGCUCAUUUUAAUCACAGACUUCUAUAAAGCUUCCCUUAAGAGGACUCAAUCUGGAUGAUGUGUCGAGCCGAGCGCCAUCGGUGUUUGCAGAUUACCGUGCGCCGUGUAGGCUUGGGUGGACGGUGUCAGCAGCCAUGUUGAGACUACACGAGUAAACCUGCUUGCGCUUAAACCUCUUGCAGGGGGAUC